UAUUACGAAAAAUGUCUGCUCACAAAAUGAAAAAAAGCAUUAAUCGCUUAGAGACUGAAAUAUACAAGCUAAAAGCGAAAGGUUACCUAAAGAAAACGUCGGAUUCUAAUGAUGAGCUGAUUGUUGAGCUGCGAGGACCGAAGGACACACCAUUCCACAAUGGACUUUUGACUGUAAGUAUCGUUUUGCCGCUUGAUUAUCCUUUCAAAAGUCCCUCUAUCGGCUUUGUUAGCAAAAUAUUCCAUCCAAAUGUCGAUGAAUCGUCCGGAAGCGUAUGCUUAGAUGUUCUCAACCAAGUAUGGACGCCAUUGUAUGACCUGCAAACGAUUGUGGAGGUGUUCAUUCCGCAAUUGCUCGCCUAUCCCAAUGCCAUGGAUCCACUUAAUACGAAAGCCGCACAGAUGUACUUGAAUGAUAGAGACAUGUACAACAAAGUGGCCAAAGAAUACGUUUCAAAGUACUCAAAGGAAAUUAAUAGGGAAAGGGAAGAUAAUUCAUUGAGUUAUUCCAGUUCUGACUUGGAGUUUGAAGCCGAGUUGGUCUAAUUAAAC
This is a messenger RNA of Vavraia culicis subsp. floridensis, 551 nucleotides long. RefSeq lists its product as uncharacterized. Gene Ontology annotation, cellular component: nucleus. NCBI's taxonomy places the organism in Eukaryota, Fungi, Microsporidia, Pleistophoridae. The record is from RefSeq and is a predicted model, not a curated record. Gene Ontology annotation, biological process: protein polyubiquitination; ubiquitin-dependent protein catabolic process. Gene Ontology annotation, molecular function: ubiquitin conjugating enzyme activity. The transcript has a single exon. Bases 12 to 545 code for a protein of 177 amino acids.